Linepithema humile (Argentine ant) is the source of this 5637-nucleotide messenger RNA. Its product is annotated as pickpocket protein 28-like. Gene Ontology annotation, molecular function: ligand-gated sodium channel activity. Lineage: Eukaryota; Metazoa; Arthropoda; Insecta; Hymenoptera; Formicidae. Gene Ontology annotation, cellular component: plasma membrane. The record is from RefSeq and is a predicted model, not a curated record. Gene Ontology annotation, biological process: sodium ion transmembrane transport.
UAUUAUCCAAAAAUCAAAUCGACAACGCUAAACUAAUUAGCACUACAUAUCAAUUCUGUUUUCGCCGAUCCAUUGCGCAUGCAUGGUUAAUUCUUCAAAUAAAGAUAAAUACCGCCAUUCCGCCAAUUAAUCACUCGCUUUAUCAGAGCUCAGAGUCCGAGAUCUACUGCGCUCUCUCCCGCGAAUCGAUACAUAAUCCGACGAGAUAAUUAUUAAUUAAAUUGUCGACGACGAGACGAAAUGCCGUGGAACAUCACAGUUCACUGCCGUCGGAAUUUUCAUAAUUUUAAUUUUGGACAAUUCUAUGCCAUUAAUUGCGUUCAUAGAAUCACGUGUGUAUUUAAAAAGCGCGUCUCUCCGCAUAAUCAUUAUCGUCGUUCAUGACAUCGUCAGCGCAGAACAAACGAUGGUGACCUAAUAGCGCCGCUGUAUAAAGAGUAUUAUCUUGGAAAAGACUCGACCUUGCUAUUGCUCGCCAAGGUUUCUCCAUUUAAAGUGUGCAGCUUCGUCUAAUUGCUCACAUUUUUACGAAAUAAUAUUCCCUCCCCAAAAUAAUUCCCGCAUAAUUCGUGUGAAUUAUUUAGCAGUUUCUGUCGCGAAAUAUUGUUCAUUAAUCAGCGGCCGGGGUUUCAUGAAUAAAAGAUUAAUUAAUCCCCCGUGACUAGCCUACGUAAUUGACAUAUUCGAGCCAUCAACUUAGAUAAAUCAAAGCGUGAUGAUGAAUUGCUGAUGUCCAUCGAGCAAAUUGCUUUCGCUGUUUCGUACAAACGCAUCAUCGCCGGUUGGCGGGCUGCGAGGAGGGGGAUACAUUUCGUUUCAAGGUACGACCAUCGGCGACUCGCGUGAGGUGCCGCUAAACAUCGAUAAGGAUAACACGAAUGUUUGUCUUGUAAUUACGCUGAGACGAUCCAUUAGAGAGGCGACGGUCACGAAACACUUCCACCGCCGGACAAACUCGUAAUCAUUUUGUCUUAUUAUACAUUAAUGUUGUACGAAACUAUCUCGAAACUAUCGGUCUCCUGGCUGUUUCAUAUAUCACUUGUAGUUCUUCAGCAUUAUUUUGUGCUACAACAACAUUAAAAUUCAAUUAGAAGGAAAUUAUGUUGUACAAAUAUAUUACGGAGCAUAUUUCCUAGCGCAAUUCAAGCAACGUUGUAAAAGUAGAAGGAGAAAUCAUGAUUAAUGGCAUCAAUUUUAUUUCAAAACAAUGCGGAAUGAAAAAUUCCGUGCUAAUAAAGUGACGUAAAAAACAUGCUUAUUCACGGUCGUUUUUAUUAACUAAUGUCAUCUUUGCUUAAGGAUAGCAAUCGCGCAAAAAGAGAUCUAGUCUCGUUUGUUACAUCGCCGCUAAAACGCAUAACAAUGCAUAAUUGUUUGUUUUAUGCAUUUUUAUACACGUCCCAUCGAUCUAUCCUGCUUUGCAUCAGUGAUAUUGUCUCUAGCAUGUUCAAUACGAUGAUGAUAAUAAAUUCUCGUGUACUUAUGCUUCUGUAAUAAAGCGAUAAGCCGGAUGCACCAUUACAGCACGCCGCAACUACAUUUUGCAUACGAUAGCUUUUCGAGAAAAGUGUCGGUUGAAGGAAAAUAAAUGCUUUCGCGUGAUCAUCCAGCACGCGAUUCGCACUCGAUAAAACGCUUAUUUCCGAUCAAAUAAAAAUAAAGUGGCCCUGUAAUGUCUAUAAACUUGAUGUCUCAUUUCCUCGAAAACGUUUCUUCGCAAAUAUACCCUAUUUAUUUAUUUAUAGCGCAUUUGUCACGACCGUAACACUGAAGGCAAUGUAAAACGCAAUUCUAAUUGGAGCAUUGGAUCGCACUAUAAAUAUACAGUAUUUGUCGAGGUACAUAUAUCGCUUUUAUGUCUCAAUUUAAAACAUGAGAUUCCACGCAUAAAGACAAUGGUCAAAGAUAAGCCGUCAAUUUCCUGUUAUUUUAGCAUAAUUAUGCUUUCAAGUGACGUUUACUAGGUUUUUUUUCAUGUCAACAAAAAUAACAUUGAACAGCUAAUUCAAAAAAGAUUACUAUUAGGACACGUCACGUACGUCGCAAAAAAUAUGAUCCCUUAGGAACCAAUUUUCUUGAAAUUGAUAAUAAAAUUUCGAGUAAAAUUCACGAACUGAGUUUAUCGAGAAAUUUUUAUUAAAAAAAAAUUUUUAUUUAAAUUUAUCAAACCAUCAAUUAAUUAAAGUAACUAAAGAUUUUCUACAAAAGAUUAAAAAAAACUUGAAACCCUUUCAGUCCGUUUGCGAUCAUGUCGCAUAUGACGCUUUAUUAGUGUGGAAACAUUGGAAUAAUAAUGUCCAUUUAUCUUGGAAGAUCAUGGGCGCGCGCACGCACACGAGUAUGAGGGUUGCGGUAUGAGCACCGUAUCGCCAAAGUUGGAAGUUUGCCGCUAUUGUUGCACGCCUCAGUCAACUGUCAGCUGUCUUCAGGGAUAGUUUGAAAAAGCUUCGUGACAGGGUUGGGGGAGCUUUAUCCGUCGCGUAAUCAGGCGACAGUAUUGUCUUACAAAACUGACGGCGAUUCGCUUCGAGUUGUAUGUGAUAAAGGUAGCGGGACUCAUUAAAACCGGAGGAAAAAUUUUAUGAGUCGAGAAUGAUUAACAUACUUGGAUAGCCACCAAGAGAAAUAUCCUUGUUUAUUAUUAAAAUUCUCAAUCAAUAGUUUUUGUACAAAAAAAAGUGCGAUAAUAGAUAGCCAAAUCUUGUAUAAAAACAUAAAUACAAAUUAAUAUCUUUGAACAUUCAUUAAUUAAAACAAUUUCUAUCAAGAAAAAAAAUUUGUUAUUUGAUAAAAUAGUCAAAGAAGGUAAGAUUCAAUGUGAAAUACUGUGAUUAUAAUGGAUUGAAAGACACUGACUGUGAAAUGGAGGAUUCAUCAAUUUCGAAUCUAAAAAAGAGGAAGUCGACUUUCAAUCCAUGGAACGAUGCGCGAAUUUUAACGCACAUCAUCGGUAAAACGUCUGAUAUCGCUCAUUUGAAGCGUGUUGACGCGAAUGUGAUGCCGGCGCGAGCCUCCAGCCGCAACACCGCGGACAUCGGGAAAGAGAAUUACUACAAUACCGCCGAUAAAGUAUCGCUUGGUUACCUGAAUGCCAACAAUUCCACCCUGCCGUAUUCCAUCAACACUGUACACCUGCAGAAUCCCUAUAGGCCGCCUCAGCGAUUGGAAGGAUUUGCAUCUCGGGAUCAUUCGAAGGAUAUGUAUCGAUCGCAAGAUUUCACAUUGAGAUCGAGAUAUAACAAUAAUUUGCUUAUACCAAGGGAACCAGUCCCAAAUAAAAACAUCGAACAAGAGAAUGAGAAACCCGAAAGACCGAAGAAAAAGAAGUACUCAAUGCUCGCAAAAUUCCUUGAGCUCCUCAAGCAAUAUUGUGCGAACAGCAGCCUUCACGGUUUGCGUUAUGUCGGUGAUCCGGAACUAUCAAUUGUAGAAAGAAUUUUCUGGAUAUUGUCGUUCACUGCCGCGUUCGCAACGGCUGUAUAUUAUAUAUGGUAUCUUUAUCAGAAGUUGAACUCUGCUCCCAUUAUCAUUUCCUUGAGUCCCGAGCCCGUUUCCCUUAACGAAUUUCCAUUUCCUUCCGUGACGAUAUGCAAUAUGAACAAUGUCAAGAAAAGUGAAGCAAAACGGAUCGAACGUAGCUUCGACAGGUUGGACCAACUAUUGGUGGAAGAUUUCUGCAAUUCGGAAAGCAACAUAACUUACGACAACGAGGAGCAAGAAAUAGAAUGGAGCCGGGUGUAUCCAUUUAUGAUCAAUGUAUCUCAGUCGUGCACAGAUAUGUUAUAUUUUUGCGCUUGGGUCGGGAAUCAGACGGAUUGCGAGAAGAUUUUUAAUCCCACUAUGACCGACGAGGGCAUUUGUUGCAAUUUCAAUUCGGUGAACAAAAAGUAUCUCUUCUAUAACGCACGCGACUGGCCUGAAAUGAACAUAACAUAUCCAUCCACUAGCAUCGAUUGGAACGCUGAAGAUGGAUAUAAGGAUAUGCCGGCGGAUGUUGUGCCGUGGAGACCGUACGGCGCUGGACUGUUUUAUGGCUUGACUUUGGUCCUUGACGUGGAAGCGGAUGAGUAUUAUUGCUCGUCGACCGCUGGCGCGGGCUUCAAGAUGUUGCUCCACAGUCCUGUGGAGACACCGAAGAUCGCCGAUUUCGCGUUCUCGAUCACGCCGGGCGAGGAGACCCGCGUGAUCAUAAGACCACGAUUAUCGUACGCCAGUCCGUCGAUAGUUUCCAUACCGAAAAAAAAACGGAAGUGCUUCUUCACGUCCGAGAGGAAGCUCAGGUACUACCGAACGUAUACACAGAGGAACUGCAUUCUGGAGUGCGAGGCGAACUUUACGCAGACGAUCUGCAACUGUGUGCAGUAUUACAUGCCAAAAUCAUCGAAAACGCCGAUAUGCGGCAAACGGGACGAACAAUGCGCUAAACGCGCUCGACGAGCCAUGGAAAACAAACUCUACGACGAGAGUGAAUUAACGAUUACGCUAAACGUUACAAUGCCGAGUAGUUGCAACUGCUGGCCAGGCUGCUUCGAGAUUAACUAUAGAACCGAACUUUCCCAGAACAAGCUAUUAUCGUCUUUUAACAUCGAUAAACGAUACGUGAAGAAGAACAUGAAUUAUUUUACGGAAAAUAUGGCGGUAGUUCACUUAUUCUUCGUGGAUUCCCAAUUCACGAAAUACGUGAAAAAUGAACUUUUUGGAUUCAUCGAAUUCCUGUCAAGCACAGGUGGCUUGUUGGGUCUCUUCCUGGGCUUCAGCUUUUUGUCGUUCAUGGAAAUCAUCUACUUCUUAACUCUACGGAUGGGAUACCGAUGGUACAAACGCCGAAAUUCGCCGAGACCCGCCGUGCUUAAGAUACACCCGUUAGACGACGGCAAAAAAGUGAUCUAUCCGUUCACGAAUUGAGUUAAUUUCUUAAGAUGCAAUGUAAAUAGCGGUUUAAUGCGUGAAGUGUAUUGUUGACAAAUGUAUCGAAUUUUUAAUAAAUUAAGAAUAUUUAUGAUUCCCGACUCCAGCAUAACAAUUUUCCACAUAAAUUACUUUUAGUUAAUAUUCAGAAAUCGGAUAUAUUUAGAACUGAUAAGCUGUUCGAUAUAUGCUAAAGUGAUCUAGAAUUAACUAAUCUAGAAAAUCGGCUUCUCCGGUUUUAGGGAUUAAUUACUCAUAUGUGUAAAUAUGAAUUAAUUUCUGGAUAAAAGAAGGAAAUCUCAGUACGAAGGAAACUACAAAAUGUACUACAUAUUGAUUUUUGAGGACGGCUAGUUUUUUAUUAUAUAAUAUCCAUAUAAACAUAUUUCUUUACGAGCACGUGUUACAAAUUUUUUGACACACACUUUAACAUGUACGUCAAAGUUGCAUUAAUAAUUAACGACACGAAAUGACCGAGUCAAAUAGUCUAGAAUUCAAGACAUGGAAAAAAAUGCGUUUUGCUGACGAUCAUAUUUCACGAGUAAAAUAGAGAUUACUUUUGCGUGUCUAUGGCAUGCAAAUCCGAACCUAAAAAUCGCGCCGGUUUCAAUGACGCUUAAUAAAUCAUAAAAUAAACGAGGAACGUUUCGUUGACGAAGAAGCCGAAUUUUACUAACGACUUGCCAUGUGAUCGAAAUGCCGAAGUCGGACAAAUCGAAAAUACGCGAU